Molecule: messenger RNA, 1316 nt
Organism: Dermacentor silvarum
Lineage: Eukaryota; Metazoa; Arthropoda; Arachnida; Ixodida; Ixodidae
Exons: 1
Coding region: 16-951 (311 amino acids)
Molecular function (GO): zinc ion binding; nucleic acid binding
Source: RefSeq, a predicted model, not a curated record
UUAGGGGCAUACCAAAUGAACCACGUGUGGGCGGUCACGCUCAAGAAUACGGAGGCAAAGAAGAGACUGCUUUCUGCAACCGACGUUUCCGUGAAGGACCGCCGUUGUGUCGUUGUGGACCCGAACAACCAGGACGUUCGACUAAAGCUCCAUUGGGUGCUUCAUUACGUAGACGACGAAGACAUACGGACUGCGCUUGCACCCUACGGUAAGGUCACCGAAGUGGCAAGAGAGCGAUGGCGAACGGAAGGUUUAUCAGACAAAGGCUCUACAACGCGCAUUAUCAGCCUUCAACUCAAGGCAGGGUAUACAAAGGAAGACAUUCCACAUCAACUACGAGUAGCAGGAGACCUGACGUUGGUAGUAGUGGCCGGAAGAGCUCCACUCUGCCUACGGUGUAAAGGAACCGGUCACAUACGACGCGAAUGUCGUGUCCCUCGGUGCGCACUGUGCAAACGCUUUGGCCACGCUGAGGAAGACUGCGUGAGGACUUACGCGAAGGUCACAGGGCGCUCUGCGUGGGACGACAAUGCAGAGCUACAAAUGGAUGAAUUGGAAGCUGAGGAAGUUGCCACCAGCAAGACCGGAGAACCCGAGUCGGAGGAAACGCCCCCUUCGCUGCAGUCGCCCAAUGCAGACGAGAAACAGGAUAACGACAAGCAGGUUGUACAACCUGUACCGUCUCCUGUGACGACAACCAGUGCUUCCAGUAGCUCAGUGGAAAAAAAUAUGAGCCAGCCGACGCCUUUGGAAAAGUCCGAAGACGUUGACAUGACGGAUUCGAAGAUCGGCGCAGGGAAAAGAACACGUGAGGAAACAGCAGCAGGGAAUGGAGCCUCAAACGAGCCCAGUGCCGGCGAGCCACCCACUAAAGCGUCCCAAGGGCGCCGCCCGAGCUUCAAGCCGAAACCCAACGUACCGCCGGACCGUCACAUUCCAGGGGGCUCGUAGCCCCCUGUUUCAGAGAAGCCUGUCUCAUCCCCCUGGUUCAGGCGCUACGCAUGCAAAAAGUGAGGGAGGACAAGCUGAGGGGCUUGAACCCCAGUGCCUUGUUGAUAAGGCACUCAUGGUGUGUUCGCCCGUGGCAACCGCAGAAACAUCAGCUACGAGUGAAUUUUCAGUGUCCCACAGAACGAGGUGAGCGCCAUGCGACCUGUUUGAUCACUCUUAUAAAUGGCAGUAAGACUUGACGAGCCCCUUAGCAUAGGCACGCUAAACGUGCGAGGCCUUUCUUCAAGGCGUCGACAGUAUCAAGUGAGCCGUCUUUUACUGGAGAAUGACCUCGACAUCGUAGCGAUUCAAGAAACGAAAGUCGA